UUCAACCGGAGAAACGUAUCGCGAGACUAAGGAAGCUCGAUACGUAACCUUCAGUGGAGGUGUUUCAUAGCACAUAAACAUGCUUAGGAGCAUUAAUAAACCCCACGUGAGAUUACUGACAAAUGUGUUGAAUAGGUUUCAAAGUACCCUGGUGGUGGCAGAGCACACCAAUGACAAACUGACGCCACUUACACUCAAUGCCAUCAGUGCUGCCAGAAAGCUUGGAGAUGAUGUGUCCUGUUUGGUUGCUGGCACGGGCUGUGCAAAGGUGGUUGAAGAAGUCAGUAAAGUGCUGGGGGUGAAAAAGGUGCUGGUGGCCCAGCAUGAUGCGUACAGAGGCCUGCUGCCAGAGGAGCUGACCCCUCUUAUCCUGGCUUCCCAGAAACAGUUUCAGUUUACACAUAUAUGCGCUGGAGCAUCUGCUUUUGGAAAAAAUCUCCUCCCUAGAGUGGCUGCCAAACUGGAUGUUGCUCCUCUCUCGGACAUCAUUGAGAUCAAAUCACCUGACACUUUUGUCAGGACCAUCUAUGCAGGCAAUGCUCUCAGUACAGUUAAAUGCAACGACCCCGUGAAGGUUUUCACUGUGCGUGCUACUUCCUUUGAGGCUGCGCCUGUGGAGGGAGGCAGUGCCACUAAAGAGGAAGUGACUUCCUCACCCGUUGGAGUGUCAGAGUGGAUUGAGCAGAACUUGACCAAGAGCGACCGCCCGGAACUCACCAGCGCCAAGGUUGUUGUGUCUGGAGGUAGAGGAUUGAAAAGUGGAGAUAACUUCAAGCUGCUGUAUGAUCUGGCUGACAAACUGAACGCAGCAGUGGGUGCCUCAAGAGCUGCUGUUGAUGCUGGAUUUGUCCCUAAUGACCUGCAAGUUGGUCAGACUGGGAAGAUUGUAGCACCAGAGCUGUAUAUUGCAGUUGGUAUAUCUGGGGCAAUUCAGCAUCUGGCUGGAAUGAAGGAUAGUAAGACGAUUGUUGCCAUUAAUAAGGACCCAGAAGCACCAAUUUUUCAAGUAGCUGACUAUGGAUUGGUCGCUGAUCUUUUCAAGGCUAUUCCUGAAAUGACAGAAGCACUGAAGAAGUGAUCAAAAGCUGACCUGAUCAUGAAAUCAUGUGUAAUCUUUUUUUCUGUAAUUAAAAAGCUUGAUUUAAUGGGAUAACAUCACUGUCUGCAUCAGAUGGAAUAUUUUAAUAUUUCAAAAUGCUAACUGGAAUGGUUGUGUCUAUAAACUGGGGGUAUCUGGUAAACCUCUCAGAAGUUUCAUUCCAGCAGCUAUUGUAAUUAUUCAUGUUUUGGUUGCCAAGUCAGUUUAAACAUUGUUUUCAAAUCUCAUUCUUCUGACAGCCUUUCUUUCUUUGAUUUUAAAGCCAGUGUCUGCUGUUUGAAAAAUGGAAUUCUUCCCGGUUAAAAGUGAGAUGUAUUUUGAAUUGGACAGGUACUGUGAAUUAAUCCAGCCUGGAGCUUUUCUUUUCUGACACUGAAAAUAAUCCCCUUUUGAGAUGCGUUAACAUUUUUGCUUCCUUCCAAUGACCAUUUCUCUAAAAGAAACAUGUAAACACUGUGUGAUAAUUACAAACUGUACUGUAAUGCACAAGUUAAUACAUACCAGUAUCUAAAAUGGGUAAUAGCAAAGGAUGAUAAUACCUUGUUUUACUUUGGUUUUAUGUUAUUGGGUACUAUGAAGGUCUCUCCACUCAUCUAAAUAUUAAUUGUUUUAGGAGGAAGAACCAUUAUUGUUAACUAGUAUUUAGUGGAUUCUUUUUCCCAUUUCGGCUUACAGUAGAUAUGCUGCUUAAGCUGUCUACCCUUCCACAAUAAACAGCAUGUUUUAUCUUACGCGCAAACAUGCUCAAGUAACUUCGAUUCACAUCUCAGAAUUGUGGAAUGAAACACGUGAACACGGGGAGAACAUGCAAACUGCAUGCCGACUGAGACAGGUUUAAAAUCCCAAUCUAGGAAUGGUGAGAAGCUCUGUGAAGCCGCCCUUGUUACAAACAGCACAAGCAAAACAUCAGUCAGGUUCUGUUAGUGCUUUUCUCUGCCAUUAAAAUUAGAAUGUUUGUUUUUAAAAGUGUGGGGAUUAUUUUCAUACUGAUGUAAACCCCCCAACACACACACAGGAGCAUAAAUUGAAGUUUGGGUCCAUUUGUGCCUUUUAAUGCUGUUACUGAAUAAAAUACAAAAUGAAAAUGA
Messenger RNA from Scleropages formosus (Asian bonytongue), 2187 nucleotides. RefSeq names its product electron transfer flavoprotein subunit alpha (gene etfa). Gene Ontology annotation, biological process: fatty acid beta-oxidation using acyl-CoA dehydrogenase. The transcript is spliced from 12 exons. Gene Ontology annotation, cellular component: mitochondrion. The coding region runs from base 80 to 1078 and encodes 332 amino acids. Lineage: Eukaryota; Metazoa; Chordata; Actinopteri; Osteoglossiformes; Osteoglossidae. Gene Ontology annotation, molecular function: electron transfer activity; flavin adenine dinucleotide binding. The record is from RefSeq and is a predicted model, not a curated record.